Molecule: messenger RNA, 5566 nt
Organism: Chironomus riparius
Lineage: Eukaryota; Metazoa; Arthropoda; Insecta; Diptera; Chironomidae
Source: the annotation of a GenBank genome assembly
UGGAUUUAAAUCAAAGCCAGCACCAUUCUAGAGUCAUGCCGGUUUGGCAUCAAAUUUCUAUUCUAUUAACCAACUUGUGCUAUUCGGUAAUUCUUAAUCUUACCAUCAUGUCCAAAUUCCAGGAAAUCUUCGACAACACAAAACGACCACAAAUCAAGAAAAUUUUAAUCCUCAUCACCGAUGGCUUCUCAAAUGGAAGAAAUCCAACAGCAAUUGCAGAAGAACUUAAAGUCAGCAACGUCACAAUUUUCACUGUUGGAAUCAGUUCUGGAAAUCUUGAUGAAUUGAGAAAAAUAAGCAGCAGACCAAUUGAAAAUUUUAAUUACAUGCUGUCAAGCUUUUCACUUUUUGAAAGUUUGGCAAGAAAAGCUCUUCAUACAGAUUAUAAAGUUGGUGUCAUCUUGCCAGUGUCCAAUUCCAGUCAUUGUGACUCUCUUUGUGAUAGAAGUAUUACAACUGAAGGUUCAUGCUGUGAUCCGAAUUCACGUUGUGCUUGUGGAUUUCAUUCUGGUCACUAUAACUGCAUUUGUAAUGCUGGAUAUUAUGGAAGUGGAAUAAAAGGAUCUGGAGGAUGUGAACUAUGUCCAAAUGGAACUUAUUGGAAUUCAUGGAACUCAUGUUUUAAUUGUCCUGACAUUAAUCAUGAAACUCGAGUUGCACCUGCUAUGAGUCUUAAUGAUUGUUUUUGUAAACUUGGAUAUAGGCAGACACAAAAGAAUCGAUGUGAAGUUAUCAAGUGUCCACCACUUCCAGUACCUGAUAAUGGAUAUUUUGUGUCAACAUCAUGCGCUAGUACUGUCAAUUCAGCUUGUGGUGCUCGUUGUAUGUCUGGAUAUCAGUUGAUUGGUUCUUCAAUUCGAUUAUGUCAAGAAGAUGGAAUCUGGAGUGGACAAGAGACUGUGUGUCAAUUAAAAACCUGCCCAAUCCUGCAGAUUCCAAUUUAUGGAACAACGUUCUGCAAAAAUCCAGACUCAAAUUUAACAGUCGAUUACUCGCCUAGAAACGAAUCGUUCUUGAUCGACUAUAACCCAGAUAUAUCUAAAUUUACUGAUGAAUUUCCAACUGACACUGAAUGUGUCUUUACAUGUGCUCGAGGCUUUCACUUGAUUGGAAGUAAAAAACGACAUUGCUUACCUGUUGGAAAAUGGGAUGGUCUACAAACCUCAUGCAAGCAAAUUCUCUGUCCAAUGCUCCCGAAAAUUCCAUUCGGUUUCUACGAAUUUGACGAAUGUUUUGAACAAAAGUCACCGGUUAACACAAACUGCACAAUAACAUGCGAAGAUGGUUUUGAGCUGAAAGGACCAGCUUUCAAAACUUGCACAACAACCAACAACAGAAAUGGAGCUUGGACACAAAAGAGUAAAAUCCCACGCUGUGUGGAUGUUACACCUCCAAUUAUUGUGUGUCCAAAAGAUUAUUCAAUUGAAUUAAUUGGAAACAAGAGUUAUGUGCUGUUAACGUCAUUUAAGGAGUUAGAAGUGAUGGAAGACAACUCCAACUCAAAUGUGACAUUUUGGGUUAAACCAGCCCUAAAAGAAGAAGGAACUAAAAUGUAUGCUGGAAACUACACAUUCACUUACGUCGCAAUUGAUGAAGUUAAGAACAAAGCCAAAUGUAAUUUCACAAUUUCCAUCGCUGACUUUACUCCACCGGUCUUUGAGAACUGCAUUUCAAGUCAAACAUUCUACGUUGUUAAUGCCUCAAUUGAGCCAAUUGAAUGGGAAGAGCCAUUCAUCUACGAUACUAUAGAUGACAAAAACAUCACCAUAAUAAGAAGCCUCAACAACUCAAUACCUCUCAGCUAUGGCGAGCAUUUAGUCAAUUACACAGCAAUCGAUCAAUCAGGAAAUAAAAAUUCAUGCCUGAUUUACAUUCAUGUAAAAGAAAAGAAAUGUGAUGAGCUCGAAAAGCCUGAAAAUGGUCAACGAAUCUGCGCGAAGAAUGACACAAUGACUUGGUGUGAUUUUCGAUGCAAUUUUGGUUAUGGAUUGAUGGAUAAUGAGACAGUGAUUGAAAAUUUAAUAUUGACAUGUGAUCUUGACAAUCGGAUUUGGUCACGGGAGACAAUGCCUGAAUGUUUGAAAAUUGAACAGCCAAAUUCAGUUCAGGAAGUGCUGACAAUUUCGUUAAAUUCCGAAAAUUUGUUGUGUGAGGAUUAUGCAAAAAAUCAAGAUGAGCUUAAAAAGGAACUGAAAGAAGAAUUAUGUGGCGAUCAAGAUUGUGACAUAAUAACAGAACUUCCUGAAUGUGUAGAAGAAGAUUCUGUUGACAAUUCAUCAGCUGCUUACUAUAUCAUCAGCAAACGUGACACUGCUUCUAAACCAAUAAAGAAGACUAGACCAAAGAACCCAGAAAAGAUUGAACUGUAUGUGAAGAUAUCCAAGAAUCUAGGUAUGUGGCGUUCCAGUUCAACACGUUCUGAAAAUAUCAAGAAGGUCAAGGAGGAACUGAAAAGGGUUAAUUUAAGUGAAAGGUUCAGGAAGAGAUUAAGGAACAUGAAUUUAGAUUUUACUGUUUUGAAGCUAGACGAGACUGUAAGUUGUAAUACUGGAAGUGUUUCUAGGAAGCUUGUGUGUGUUCAAUGCACAAGAGGAACUUACCAAGACAGCACACAAAAUCUGUGCAUUCCCUGUCCACUCGGUACUUUUAACAACGAGACAGGUCAGACAUCCUGCAAUAGUUGCCCUAUAAAUUAUUCUACAAGAAAAACAGGAAGUCGUCUUGAAACCGAUUGCCGUGAAAUGUGUGGACCCGGAAAUUUUGCACGCAUGAAGAUACUUAAAAAGAACAGCACAGCUGCAAAUCCAAAAACACUCAUGCCAUUCUGUAGAAGUUGUGGAAUUGGUGAGUAUCAAUCAAAGUACGAUCAAACAACAUGUGAUGAAUGUCCGGAAGGAUUAACAUCUGAACGAGCAUCAACAUCAAUUGACGACUGCUAUAAAAGAUUUGAGGAUUCAUGCAACUCUACAACUUGUGGUGAUCAUGGUGAAUGCAUACAGACAGACUCAUUUUAUAGUUGCGAAUGUGAUGAUGGAUUUUAUGGACAAAAUUGCGAAAUAGCUGAAAAUCCAUGCUCAUCAGCUCCAUGCUUUAAUGAUGGCAUCUGUAAGGCUAUCAAUGAGACAUUCACAUGUGAAUGUCCACCUCAAUAUCAAGGCUUGUUUUGUGAAUAUAUCGAUGAGCCGUGUAAUCAAAAAGACUGUCAAAAUGGUGCAAAUUGUUAUGAGAUUAAUGAGGAAGCCUUUUGUGAGUGCAUGCCUGGCUUUCAGGGUGAUUUAUGUGAGACGAGGAUACCAAUUGAUUUCUGUGCUAGUUCUCCAUGCUUUGAGAAUGCUACUUGUGUCAAUAAAAAUGAUUAUUAUGAGUGCAUUUGUGAGGAAGGAAGUAUGGGUAAGAGGUGUCAAUUGCAGCCCUGUGAUUAUGGACCUUGUCCUGAGAAUUCUGUCUGCCAUAACAUUAAGACAACAAGAGUCACUAAGGAUAGCUAUUUCUGCAAAUGCUUUACCGGACUAAAAGGACCUAAAUGCAAUCAAGUCAACAAUCAAUGUAUCCCAAAUCCAUGUCAUAACGAAGCCAAAUGUACACCAAAGAGUUUGCGUGAUCCAAAAAAUAUUACAUUAGUCGAUGACGAAUCAAUUUACGAAAAAUAUUCAUGCAGCUGCCCACCAUACUUUUACGGUGAUCGAUGCGAAAUCUUCACGACACCCGACUUUGUGUUUGAGUUUGAAAAGUCAAGCAUCAAUAAUUACAUAAAAUUUGAUGGACCGAAAUACAAUUUGACAGAAAUUUCCUUUUGCUCGUGGAUUCAGACUAAUGAUCAGUUCAACUAUGGAUCAAUAAUUUCGUACGCAAAUAUGGAGCACGAUAAUGCAUUCACAUUUACUGACUAUAAUGGACUUGUGCUGUAUAUUAAUGGCGUUAAUGUGAUAACGGAUAUUAAAAUAAUUGAUAAUAUUUGGCAUUUCUUGUGCGUUUCAUGGACGAUGAAUGAAGGACUUUACGAAAUAUAUUUGGAUGGAAACUUGCAUGUUCAAGGUUACAAUUUAAGUAAAUCUAUGCCAAUAAAUGGAAAUGGAGUUUUCAUUAUUGGACAGGAACAGGACAGCAUAGGAGGUGACUUCAGUGAAACUGAAUCGUUUGUUGGGAAAAUAUCAUACCUAGACUUUUGGCAGCGCCAACUACUUGCUACAGAGGUUAAUGAAUAUUAUCGUUCCUGUGAUCCAUAUCAAAGUGACUUUAUUUCAUGGACUGACUUGAAGCUUAAAACAAUUGGAAAUGUCAAAGUUGUAAAAUCUGAUUUUUGUAAGCCAUGCGAGGAAAAUUUGGAAGUUGAGAAUGCAAAUGUCAUUUAUGGAGAUCAAAGUGCAUUUGUCAAGUGUAAUGAUGGAUUUAAAAUUGAAGGAAAGCCAUUCGUUUUCUGCUUGAGAACAUCCAAAUGGGAUUUAUCGAAUCUUCCGUCAUGUAAAAUUGUAAAAUGUGAUAUGCUGAAGACACCAGCGAAUGGACGAAUGCAACUUACAAAAUUGAGCUAUACAGGAAUGGCAAAGUUUAAAUGUAUCGAAGGAUUUAGACUUGAAGGAAAAGAAACUUUAGUUUGUGAAGGAAAUGGCAAAUGGUCUGCAAAUAUUCCAACAUGUAAAAGUAUCUAUGAAUGUCCAGUUUUAGAGGAACCUAUAAAUGGAAUGUUGAUUUAUGCAUCUGAUUCUGGUAUUAUUAAUGAGAGCCUUCCUUCAUAUCCACUUGGAACUUUUGUUGAAAUAAAGUGUAAGAAAGGAUUUUCAACUGAGAAUGAAAACUUAAUAUCCUGUACGGAAACUGGUGUGUGGGAUUUUGAAGUUGAAGAUUGCUUACUUGAUCCAGUAACAGAAGCUGCUUCUGAAGCGACAACAGUUAUAGAUAUCUUGGAUGUUGAAGAACCAAUGAGUUCUACCGUUUCAGUUACUAAAGAAAAACUGGAUACAACUACUGAAGGAACCACGGAACUUUCUACUACUUCAAAAGUCGAAAAUGUCACUGAAACUCUCAAAACUGAAGAUUUAACCACAGAAAAGUUUGAAGUUCCAACUGUUGUUCCAAAAGAAUUUUGGAAGCAACUGAAAGAAUUUCUAUUCCAAUCAUGCAUAGACAACAAACCAAAACUGUGCAGCACCUACAAAACUGAAGAUCUUAACACUGACUUGUCAACAUUUGAACUUCCAGAAACCAAAGAAUUUGAAGGCAUGGACUUUAAACUUUAUAAUCUACUUGCAAUCUUACCUGAAUCAGAAGACCUGACUGCUGAAAACUUCAUGAAAACGUUACUUGGUGAUUUGAUUAGUGAUGAACCAAAAUCAGAUUCCUUUAGGUUUGUGUUCUGUCUUUACAUUGACUUGAUAUUGCUGGAUGAAGAAAUUGGAAUUUUGGAUGAUGGAACUUCCGAAACUGUUAACAUUAACACUAAAAUUAAGAGAAUAAUAAAGAAGAAAGUUAAGAUUAUUUACAGGAACUACUUAAGAAGUAUGUCUGAUUGAUUAUAUUAAUUUGUACGAAGUUGAAUAAAAAAUUGAAUUUAAUUUUAAAGUUCUAA